ACAUAGUAACCCGGGAAAGGCAACCUCAGAGGCGGGUAGCGACAUUUCUUUCUAGGAAUCUCACAGCUGACCUGGAUAUUUGGUUACCCGGUCAAACGCUUGGAUAACAACGAUGGGUGCAUGUCGCUAGAAAAAGUUGCUAGCUUAGUUUGCACAACUGCUUGCUAGCAUUGGUUUGCUAACGUUAGCUGGCUAACGCUAACGUUAGCAAACAGACAGCUGAACGAAACUGAAGAAGAAGUCCGGAGAAGUUGGGAUUUUCUUAUCAUGAGGACAUCGAUAUGAAUGUGGACAUCUAGACACGUCGGAUCGUCCCCCCAAAGGUGAAUGAGAGAGAUGAGGAGCAGCAGGAGGACUGAGGUGUCUCCUAAAAGAUCUGCUCAGCAGCUUACUGAUCAUAAUAUUGGCACAGAGCUGACAACUGCAUGGAAAAGUGUGUCUCAGUCAAAAGCUGCAUUGCGGCAUAUAGAAAACCGUCUAGAGGCAGUUCCAGGGACAGGGGUUCUGCUCGACUCUGUAAUGGACCCCCCCAAGAAGAAAUCCACCAGGGCUGUCCGCUGCAGGGAUGGACAACAAGCUGAUGACAAUGGAGGGUCCUCAAAGCGCAGGGGACGAAGUCAGCAGAGUCCAGAGAAGAGCAGCUCACGCAGCCCACUGAGAAACACCACCCAGGACAGCAAUGUCCGCAGGAACAACAGCGUGGAGUUCAGGGAACCGCUGGCCUCCUACAGAGAGGCCACCCCUCCACCACAUCCCUCCUCUCAGCUGGAGGCCUACAGUUCGCAGUCAGUGCCAGGGUCUUCAUACCCAUCCUCUCCGCCUCCCUCAGAUCCUCUCCUCAGCCAGCUGGUCUACCAGAGAGACACCAGGGACAAACAGACAGACAGGGACCUGGACAGCACACACUCCUCGGCUCUGGAGAGCACCGAGGUCCGCUACCUCAAUGAUCAGCCAGCCCUGGACACCCUGAGAACUAUUGGAAACCAGUCACAUCUCAAAGGUGUGCGAGUCCCUGCAUGGGAACGGACUGAGGAGGAAAGCACUCCACAAGCACAACGUGGCAUGAAUAGCCAAGAGUCAAGCUCGUGUCUAGCUCCGGCCCCGGGCUCCAUACGGCGAGGGGAGAGCACUCCCUCCACCAGCCCUGGCUCAGCUUCCCAGCGGUUGGAGAACCUAAGGCGCCAUCAGCCCGAUGAUAAGCUAGAAAAGCUCAAAGAGCGCAUUCGAAGACAGAGACAACAUCUGGAGGAGGCUGCGGAGAGAGAGAAGCUGCUGGGUUGUUUAGAACAGCCCGUUAUGGCUGCCGUGGGGAGUAGCAAUGCUGGCACUAGCAACAUGCCCACAGCCAAAAUACGGAAAGUAGCAGCAGCACCGCCUGCACCUAUAUACAAAGGUUUCAACAGUACUGAGACAAAGAUCCGGACUCCUGAUGGGAAAGUUUGGAGGGAGGAGGAGUUUCACAACAUCAGCAGGGAAAUAUACAGAGACCUGUCACGUCAGUUUGCUGAGAGCACCAGAUCCAGACAUCAGCAGCAGAGGGAACAGAGAGCAGACAGGUCCAAAGAGAGGAGGCCUCCCAAACCAGUCAGAAAGGUCCACAGAGCUGCCCCUUCUUCUGACCUAAAUGCAAAACCAGUGAUCAGCCCUGCAUCAUGGCGGGAGGGACAAAAGUUGGUGAAGAUGGUACUAGGUCCAGUUCCAAAACUGCCCAGGGAGGAGGACAGACCCCAGACAGCUGACAGACUGAGCAGAACAGCCUCCCGCCAUCGUUCCAGUUCAGACCCACGCUCACAAUCAAACUCUCAGCCUCACCCUAACAGCACAGAAAGGCCUCGUAGUGGAUUUCAAUCCAAAACCCACUCCACGACCACAUCUACUCCCUCAUCUGCAGAUCGUGAGAGGCCCCCUGUGGGUGUUAGCACGGACCUGUUGUCAGCGGACAUCCAGGGGAUACUUGAUGACCUUCAGCUGGAGUGCAAAGCAGCUGAGAGGGAAGAGAGAGCCCGGCAAAGGUCACGGGGUGGGAGCAGUGGUAGGAGAGGGAGAGGGGGAUCAGGGUCACAAACACGGACUCCAGUCUCUGUUUGGGGAACUACUGCGGCAACAGGUAGCUCCUCAAGAGGCUGCCGCAGCGCCAGCCCCACCACACGCCGAUCUGAGACUGCUGACUCAGGGCACAAAAAGCGACACUAUGAUGCAGACACUGUUCGCCAGUACAUUUCCAGGCAACAAGAGGAGAGAAAGAGGCAUCAGGCAGAGGAGAAGAGGGCACUGAGGGAGGAGGCAGAAAGGAGAAACCAGAGAUUGCAGGAGCUUUACAGGAAGCAAAGAGAGGUGGCAAGAACAGCGGCCCCUCCCGGCGACGCACCAGUGGCCCCCGUGCAGAAGCGACUACAGGAGACCUACAACAAACUGCUACUGGAGGAGGCACAGUUGGGUCAGGAGGCCUCCCAGACACAACCUGCUGCUCCUUCAAUUCAAAUGAGACCGAUGUACCAGCCCUCAGGAGAGUCCGACAAAGAGAACAAAAGGCUAGAGGCCCCACAGAGCCCCUCGAGCAGUGACCAGUCUUUGAAUGAUCGGCCACCUCCUCCAUUAUCCAGGAAUGAUCUGGAUGUUGGAGUUUCUUCUUUGCUUCAGCCUGACCGUCUGAGCCCAGCUGUUCGACCGUCGACUGGUCCCAGCAGCAGUGCGUUAGCCCCUUUUGGUGACCAUCUCUUCUCUCAUCUGCUAAGGCUGGAGACUGCAGCUAAUGAUGUCAAGCACACCCAGCGGCCAGCGACAGCACCUUUCAACAGGUCGCGAUCCAAGAUGUCCCGCAUUGAAGCCCUCAAAGCCACAGCUGCAUCCCUCUCCAACCGUAUAGAGAGUGAGGCACGGAAGCUUGCUGGGGAGGGGAUCAACUAUGGUACGGAAACUUCAAUGGACGUGGAUACUAUUAGGCCUUCUCAAGCCAACCUUGAUGAUGGAUGCUGGGCAGAGCCAGCUGCCACAGAAAACGAUGAUGUAGCGUUGAGGAUACAGAGGAUUUUGAGUAGCACAGGUCAUACUUCAUUCAAUGGCACAGCUCUUCCAGGAGUGGGAAACCUGCACGCCCUCAGGGGACAGAAGGAAAAGAAGGGUACACACACGAGUUUUAUCAAUCCACAAACACCUUCAGCUGAUGUAGCGGGGCCAGUUCUCAACAGGAAGGGGCUGGUCAAUGGCUUGGAAAAGGCAGAAAGAAAGGAUAAAAUGGAACAAAGGAGAGGAUAUGGAUUAAUGGAGGACAGGAAUCAGACAGAUCUCCAUGACUCAAGUGCCGGUUCCAUCAGUGAGGGUCCUCUUCUGAGUGAAGGGAGUUUUUCUGAGGAUGAAGCCAGCCCCCCUCGUCCCUCUAACAAUCAUGUUCCUAAACUGGCAGAUUGCCUUGGGACAGUGGGAUACUGUGCGGGUCAGAGGAGGGAUCACCAGCGGUUGUCAGAGUUCCAGAGAGAGGCAGCGAGGUGCUCGGCCCUCAACUCACCCUUUGCACAGCAUGACAGCAGCAGCAAAGCAGCCUGGGAGGAGCUGAACAAGGGAAGCCCUCUCAGUGUAAUCAACAUCUUCACCAAGAACCUUCAUGAUCACGCUAAAGCGAGUGAGAGGAACUCUCCCACUGCUCAUUCAUGGCACUCUGGAAAUGGCCCUGUAGACGCAGCCAUCUAUGAAGAUGACUUUGUAUCAUCACAUAGCAGUGGAGCCAGUGGUCAGUUAAAGAGAGGCUCCAAUUCACGCAGCGUGAACAGUCAUUUUGAGGAGCUGAUGAGGAGGUCUCCUUAUGACAAAAGUUCAGGAGGCAUCAAUUCCCACCAUUCGUCCUUUCACUCAUCUAGUCACUCACCACAUCUUUCCUCCGGUUCAGCAUCUGGCUCCUCGCCCUUCUCCAAGCAAUCCGCUAGAAAAAGAGGCACUGCAUCAGACCAGAGUGAUGCCACUCUGGUGGAAGAGCAAAGAAGCUCCUGCUCACCUCCUUCAGAGGAGUUAUCCUCUGAAUCCAGGAAGAAAAACUCUGCUCACAGCCAGGCCAAGAGUGUCCUCUCUAAUGACACUUCAGGAGAAACUUCUGGGCUUUCUCACCAAAGUUUGGGACUCCACAGUAAGAAGUCUUCAGCAGGCAGGCCCAGACAGGCUUCCCGAUCUGGCUCUCCAUACUCUGGUUCUCCUCCAGGAGCAGACUCUCCCAGUGAGCCUGUGAGAAGUGGCUCUCUAGGAGCAAAUAACACAGGCACCACAGGUCGCAGUGGUAGAGCAGAGACCAAGACCACAGGUGAACUGCAAUACUCGCCUGCUGUGUUGCAGCAGCGUAUGGCAGCAGAGCUCCAGUACCUGGAGUCCAUUGAGGAGUCAGUCCGACAGCUGGGCGACAUCGAAAGGGUUAUGGGUGUGUCCAUGGCUCAGCAGGAGAGCGUGUCAUUGGCCCAGAUGCUUAAGGCAAGAGAGCAGAGCCAUGCGCGUGAACUCUACGAGCUGAAGAUCAAGGCUGAAAGAGAAGCCCUGGAGACACAGCUGCAGCUGGAGGAAAACAGGCAGAGAGUGGCCAGGGCUCAUUCAGAACUGCAAGAAAACUUGGCUACAAAUCAAAAAGAGACCUUGGAGACCCUCCAAGAGGCAACUACGAAGAUGAUGAGUCAACAGGCUGAGGCAGCGCGGUACACAGCCGACACUGCCCGACACAUCAAGGAGAUGACUGAAUUGGCACGAUCGCAGAUAGCGGGAGCUUUGAUCGUUCCUCAUGAUGUCUCUGAUUCCUCCAUGUUGGACAAGCGGGAAGAAGAACAGAGCUCCUAUUCAAAGCAGCGGCAGGAAAAAACUGACUCUGACAGCUUCCCUAGUGAGGUGUCGAGCAGAAGAACAAGGCCAGAGGAGCCACUGUCUUCUCUGAACAGUCUCAGUCACUCUGACUCUCUGUCCUUCAGAAGACCCAACAUCAGUGGUGCAGACUCCAGCAGCCACCAUAGCCCGUCGCAUGUUUUAUCAGACCACAGAGAACAGACGAAAAAAGGAGCCAUAGAGGCGAAACGGAGGAUGGGAGCAGCCGAGGAGAGGAAGGAGAGGGAAGGAGGUAGCAGCUCCAUAGAGGACGAAGUUCUUACUGCAGCAAAUGACUCCCUCUGCAGUGACAGCAUCCCCUCGAUAGUGGAUGAGAAAGGAGACAGUACAUCUGUGGCAACUGAAUACUCCCUGAAGUUUGAUGAGUCGAUGACAGAGGAUGAGAUAGAAGAGCGCUCCUUCCGCUCUCUGCUGCCAUCCGAGGCGCACCGCCGUGGAACUAUGGAAAAGAAAUCCCGCCACCAUGACGAAUCAGAGGAUGAUGGAGCCAAUCACAACACAACAACAGCGUCAGGGGCACACAAUAUUUUAAAGUCUCAGGAUGCAAGCAUGGCCUUUGCUGGCGGACAGGACAGCUUUUCCCAGUUCACCAUGGACAUGGUGCGUCAGUACAUGAAGGACGAGGAGGUAAGACUGCAGCACCAGAGCUCUCUGCUGCAUCUUCGACAGAAAGCUCUCAAAGAGAAGACCAGAACUGAGCUGGCUUGGCUAGAGCAUCAGAAAAAGAAGCUGAGGGACAAAGGAGAGGAUGACAAAAUGCCACCAAUCAGGAAGAAGCAGAGGGGCCUUCUGUUGAAACUACAGCAGGAGCAGGCUGAGAUCAAGCGACUUCAGGAGGCCAACAAAGCAGCCAGAAAGGAAAGGCAGCUGUUGCUGAAGCAACAGGAGGAGAUUGAGCGCAUGAGAAACUCUACAUUCAGACUGAAGGAGCGUCUAAAGUGUGCUGGCGGUGAAGCGCCACCUGAGACUCCUGUGUCAGAGACCCCUGUGUCUGAGGCAGCCUCCCCAAACAUGAGACAUGCUGAGGAUCUCCGCAGCCCCUCUCCCUCUCUCUCCAUUUCUGGAAGUGAGACCAGCAGCAUCAUGCAGAAGCUCAAGAAGAUGCGCUCUCACAUGGAUGAGAAACACUGUUCCCCUGUCCACUACUUCUUCUCUGUGUUCACGGCCCACCACUGGGCCUCCCUCAGUGUUUGUCUUCCCAAACUCCACCCUAAAUUCCAGCUCUUUAUCUACAACCAGUUGGUCAGGUUCCUGACAAAGCGGGAGCAGCAGCUGAUGCAGCGGCGCCACCAUGCCGAGGAGCUGCUGCAGUGGAAACAGCGUCUGGACAAGGAGGAGGCAGAGGUCCGCAGGAUGGAAAAGGAGGCCCUGGCUGUGUGGGACAGACAAACAACUCGGGAUGGGACAGAGAGUCAGGAAAAGGAGAUCUCCGACAUUAGCCCCAGUCACCAUCAAAGCUCAGAGCCCAGAACUGAUAGUGAGAAAGAGUAUGUGAGUGAGGGCGACUGUUCCUCAGCGACUCCCGAGUCCAGCAUACACACAGAAGGCCUGGGGUCCCAGCAGCCAGGAAGCCCAUCUUCGGCACAACCUGCGUCAAUCCCUGAAACACCUUUGGCCUCCGUGCAGAGCAGCGCUGCAAAUUACACCCAGGACUUCACUUCAGCUUCCCACUCACCGACCAGACAAUCUCUCCGGUCUCCCUUCAAAGGCAGCCACAGCCCUGCUGUCUCUCCUUCAGAUGGCAGCAGCAAAACCAAGAUGCAGCUUCGCUCCUCCUCCCGCACCGCCAACCAGGCCCGCACUCAGCCAUCUGAAUCCCCCAUGCCCACGCAGACUGAACCCAUUUCAGACCAGAGUGACAUAGAGAGCCGAAUCAAGGCCCUGAAGGAGGAACUCAGAAAACGAAAGUUUAUGGCCUACCAGCUGAAGAAAGAGCAGAAGAAGAGGCACAAGGAGCGCCUGAAAGCACAGGAGGCCAGUUUACUGAAGCAGCUGGAGAGCUAUGACAAUUUCAUCGAGAAAACUAAGGCAGAACUGAACAAGAAGCCAGACUCAACUCCUGAUACAAACAGAGACUCCACCUCAAUCGCAGAGCAGUCCAGUAUCAAACCACCUGCUCACAGGUCUGAAACCAGCAAAAUCUCUGACUCUGACAGGACACAAAUUGAUGCUUCGUUAGAUCACAAUGCCCUUCCUGAACCUGAUCUCAGUAGAUCCACCUCAGUGCCUGAAGAAUUAUCUGAUGAAGACCCACCAACAGUCACUCCAACCCCAGUACAAGGCAGCCCAGAGUGUCCGCCCUCAGGACAGAGGAGCCGUCUGUCCACCGUGGAUCUUCUUGAACCUUCCUUGAAGGAAGCACAGUCGCAAAUGAUUGAGUCUGCAGAUGAGAGCAUUGUGUCUUAUCAAAGAUCUGACAUUCAGGAAGAGCUAGAGGUGAACGUGAGCUCAGCGUUUGAGGAGGAACAUUCUGAACAUCUGCUCCAAAUAGAAAAGGAGGACAGACUCGACUCCCAAGAGAAGCGGUCUACAUCUGAACAUGUUUCUUCUUCCAUGAGAGAAGAGCAUCAAUAUUCUCCAUCUGUCAGCCCAGAACAAGAUAAACAAAUACAGACAAGUGAAAAAUCAGACGCUGAGGAGGCACCAAAAUCGAACAUUAUCUCUUCUAGUAAGUCACAUUCAGCUGCAAUGGACAUCAAAACGUCGACACAUCGGAGCUAUAGCCCUGCAUCCAGCAGCCAUUCCUGCUCGCCUGACUCACUUGCUUUCUCCUCAAAGAAGGAUGCUCCCAUAAAGGAUGACAAAGUCUCCUCUCCCAUAGCAGAUAGUUAUCAUGAUGACUUUGAGUCUUCAGCAGGUUCUUCACCCAGGGAGGAACGUCACAGUUCCAAGCCUACUGAGAUCAAGGCCUUAAGAAAGGAGUCUAGCAGAGCCACACCGUAUGACAGCCAGGACGAGGAGGUAGAGGAGGAAAUAGCUGAAGAACUGAGUCAUCAUUCAGGGGCAAGUAGCCACCAAUCUGGGAUACUGUUGGAUCUUCAUAACCACACAGAAGACAAACAUGACAGCAAGGACAUUGUUAAUUCCAGCCACUCACCACCAAUCUCUCCUCUGCAGACUCCUCUCUCUCCUGUUAAAGAUGAAAUGCCAAGUUUUACCAUCGGAGAUCGUGUUCUUGUUGGUGGCGUUCAGCCUGGGACUCUGAGAUUCAAAGGUCCAACCAGCUUUGCUAACGGCUUCUGGGCUGGCGUGGAGUUGGAUAAAUCUGAGGGGAGCAACAAUGGCACUUAUGAUGGGGUGGUGUACUUUGAGUGUGAUGAAAGCCACGGUAUCUUUGCUCCUCCAGACAAGAUCUCACACCUGCCGGACAAGUUUGAGAUGUACACAGACACCACGGAGGAUGAGGACUCAUUCUUUGAUGGUCUGUCGGAUAAAGAAGGGGAUAAACGUAAAACAGAUGAGCACAAAUCCCAAAAACAAGGAAAUCUGAAAAGUGAAAAUGAACAAACAUCCGAUAAGAUCCGUGAGUCUGGAGAUAAAAAGGCCACAGAUGAGUCUGUCCAUAAGCCAGAAUACCACAUCAAUUCAACGCAUUACAAAGAAUCCAGGCAUCCCAUUUCUAAUGGCAACAUAACAUUGGAUUUUGAAGAUGCACCAACCACCCUCCUCAUCUCUGACAUCGACACUUUUGGCCAAGGGAAGCAGAGUCAGAAGGUUGUUACUACUUUUGUUGAGAAUGAAGAAAAAGACUCACAACACCAGCGUAGUCCUGCUGAUCUCUCCACAGAUAUCAGGGAUGAUAAGAGAGAGCAGGACAGAGACUCGCUGGACACAUUUGCAGACAAGCUCCUCAACAACUUUGUGAAAGACACUUUGAUGCAGUUUGUUCAAAUUAAAAAGGCUAAAGAACAGAAAAUAGAAGCUGCCAACCAGAUGAAUGGAGAUCUGUUUGGAGAAAAUGUUGAAGAAGAAGAAUGGUUCUCUUCAGUGGAACAAAAAGAUGGUUUACCCUUCUUCUUACCCACAGAAAAAGAGGAACUGUCUUCUCCUGAGCUUUGUAACCGACCGGAGAGUCCAGUGUUGGGUGCCAGCGGUCAGGAGGAGCUUGCCAAGCGACUUGCAGAGUUGGAACUGAGCCGCGAACUGCUCGAUGAGCUGGGUGACGAUCAGGACUGGUUUGAUGAGGACUUUGGCCUCAGCUCCCGUAGAGAACAACAGAGACUCAAACAAAAACAGAGAGAGGAAGAAGAGGAGGCGAGGCUGGCGAGGUCUGGCCUAUCAGCCGGAGCAGGCCUGGCGGGGCUGGUCUCACCAUCAGGUGGUGAACAGCAGGUAAAGACUCCACCAAGACCUGAGCUACCUCUCCCCCUGCCCCCCAAACUACCUGAGCAGCCCGCCAUGGUGGUGCCACACACAGCCUCAGAGGUGGAGAAGAUGGUCCAUGCAGCCACUCAGGAGAUCUGGGAGAGCUAUGGCCUGGGGAAAGAGGGAGCAGUGACUCUUGCACAACAGCCAAACCCCAAACCCUCAGAAGAGUAUCUGGGUAAAGAGGCCGGCAGCCAGGACCAGGAGGCCCUCUGUGUCUGCAGCUACAGAAAGGCUGUGUAUGACCUGACGUGGGAGAUGCUUCAGGAGAUCUUUGCCGAGGACCCCAACACUGAUCAGCCUCAGUGGGUCAAACCACGUCGAGUCAAGUCCUCCUUCUUCCACAGAGUAAAAACAACAGGAGACCUCACCAAAAUCCAGGAACUCAUCUCAGCAGAAGUACUGAAACUGUACGGUUUGACAAAAGAUCACAACCAGAAGACUGACUGGCAGAAGAUGCUCAAGUUUGGCAGAAAGAAGCGAGACAGAGUUGAUCACAUUCUGGUUCAGGAACUCCAUGAGGAGGAAGCCCAGUGGGUCAACUAUGACGAGGACGAGCUGUUUGUCAAGAUGCAGCUGGCAGACAGCAUCUUUGAUGCUUUGCUGAAGGACACUGCAAACGUGCUGACGCUAAUCUACGACAAGAGGGCCAAAAGAGAAAACUCUGUCUCCUGACAACUCCCCUGUUCAGAUUUUAACUACAACCUCUAGCUCAAUCCCGGUCUUUCCUCAUCCCAGUGAACUCCAGUCGACCUCCCACCGCUCGGUCUUCCACCAGCUAAUGUGCCAACAGCAACCCUCAGAUGCCUUCAGUCUCAGCAUUACCUCUCAGCUAAACAACUCCUUCUUAUUUCUGUGACUUUAAUUUGCUGAAUUUUGCUUCAGCUUACUGUAGUGGUUAUAAAAUUUGUUCGACACACAAAACGCCUCUCGAGCAAUCCAGCCUUCUUAAACCUUAACACCACCUAGUCUCGAUUCUCACCUCCUGGACUGGUCCUUUUAUAAAUGCCAGUUGGAGAAUGAGGAGAUGUUUUGAGUGGAUGGACUGUGCCAUUUGUUCGCAUAUAGAGUCCAUUAAUGCUGCUAAGUCGAUUGUUCCAAAGGGGACUGUAAUAUAAAAUCCACCUGGAACAAGUUGGUUGUUAUAUUUGUGUUGAACCUUAAAGUAAAUAUAUAUAUAUAUGGAUUCAGAAAAAUAGAGUAGCAGAUAAAGAAUAUGCAGUGUAGUCCAUAUGUGAUUUGACACUGACACAUUAUUGUGUUGGCUUUGUAAUUCAGCUCAUUGAAAUUGAAUAAUGACUAUAUGGUUAAACUUUUAGCUUUACUUUGAGGGUUUUUACAUCCAUUUUGGGUGAUAAGUAAUCAACCCCUAAUUUAAGGGAUCUGUGAGCCUGCAUUAAAUUUUUUAAAAAAUCGGUGAAGUUUACGACUCAGAAAACGUUUCUUGAUAUGGAAAUGGUCAUGCAUUGAACACCCUGUUGUGUUACGCAGGCACACUGUCUUGAAAAUCUGAAGGGUUUAGUUCAGUUCAAUUCAAAGGGGCUUUAUUGGCAAAGUAAAUAUACAUUUACAUUGCCAAAGCAAGUUUAAAAUAAAAACAAAAAUUGUAUGUACAAUAAGUAAAGAGCUACCUCAAAGCCCUUACACAGCAUUUCAAGGAAACAUGUAGCUCAACCUCAAAAACCUUUGCCAAAUAGCGCGCAUCGUUUGUAGAUUGAAUGUGCCCCUUGUCUUGAGCAAGUACAACACAUGCGAGGUCACGCGCCUGACUCGGUUUAUCACGGGUCGGACCUAAAAGUCCCUGUUUGCUUUGGCUCUAUGUUUAGUAUCAUUGUUCUGCUGCAUUGACUUUUAAUUGGAUGACUAUGUAUACAAAAAAACUGAGUCUAACUUAAUAAUUAUUGUUGAAUUUCAAAUCCAAUGUGCUGAAGGGGAGCUGAAACAGUUGGAAUGCGUCGAAUAUUGUGAGACUGCGCUGCGUAGGAGCGUCACUGAGAUCAGAUUUGUGUGAAAACAUUUUGCCUCCAUAAUUAUAUUAUUUAUUGCGUGAAAAUGUUUGAUUCCAGGAGAAAGGAACAUUUUGAAUUGUAAAUGAACAUAUAGAGAACAGAUUUUAACACCGAAUAAAACUGUAAAAAGCACAAACUAAUGCGAAUGUGAACACGGCAAUAUAUUAUACAGGAGGUUUAAAGAAUGCUAUUGAAACCAGAAAAAAGGAACAUGGCGAGAAAUUAACUAUUUUAAUAUUUAAACGUUGUAGUGUUAAUGAUUAAUUGAAAGUGUUCUGUAUGACUUUUAUUGUGGUCACAUCUGUCCAUUUGGUCAACACAGUCAGUGUCCCACUUUCAUACUGCACGAGUGCUUAUGUUAACAGUUUGAAAACUACUCAUUUAACCAGCAAAGAAAAAUAAUAUUUGUGCUCUAACUGAAGCUGUUAAACACUGUUUUUCUGUUAGCAUUGGGGGAAAACAUGUUUUUAUUGUGCUGGCAUUUUUUAGAUUUCUUUUGGUCUUUUUUGAAUGAAAACACUACAGACUCAAAACACAGGAUGAGUAUACGGUAUGUGGGUGGGACACAAAAGACUGGCAGUAGGCCUGACUUGAUAUUUUUUAGUUUCACAUAACAGGACAGAACUGAAAUGCUGGAUUUGAGCCUUAUUUUUCCUACAGUCCAUUUACUUCCUAUGACCUGAAAAGACACCUGUUGAUGUCUUGUUUUUUCAUCGCUCGCCAAGUUUGCCAGCUGAACGUUUGCCCAAAAAACACUGAGUCAUGUAGCAGCAUGGUUAUAUGCUCCACUCACUGCUGUGAAAGAUUUGGCUUUACAGCGAUCAGCAAGUUCAAACUAGCCGUCAGAAUGUAGCCCGGCGAUGUAGUCAGACAGCAGAGGUAGUCUUUCUCAACAUUCGGUGUUAAGUGCCUCUUUAAGUUGAUUUCUGACAAACUUUGUUGAUGUCUCAACAUCUUUUGGACCUAUUUUCUUUGAAUGUCUCUUUCAACUGCUGUAUACAACCAUUUUGUAAAUGAUCCUUAAAUGACCGCUGUCCUUCUAACCAGUUUGCCAAUACUUCAGUUUCUGCCUUAUUAAUCUUUCUGUAUUGAAGCAUAGAUGAGAGCGCUCGUUUUCUGUGUCUCAUCCCGAGGAAAUGUUUAUGCUAACAGAACUGCUGACUCACUCUUAAGGUUUCCUGCUUCUUAUCCACGUCACCCCUGCACCUGGUCAUAUAGACACAGUUAGAUUUUUUUAUUAUUGAUAAACUGUAUCAGGAACUAGAUUGUUGACACUCCACACACACACACACACACACACACACAUACUCACACACACAGGGUGAGUCAUGGAGCUCGUGAUGCUGAGCACGUAGGACCGUAUCAAGGGCUUGUUUUAGUCCUCACUGUCAGCGCUGCUUUGAUCCAACAAACUGUGUACAGACUCAUUGCGGCAUGACAGAGUUAAUCUUCACUGACUGUUCGGAGCUAAAGUGACCUUAAACUCAGUCUUUUUUUUUUUUUUUUUUUGCCGUCAAUGUUUUAAGUGUAGCUAAUGUGUAUGCUCAAACUGUAAGUUAUGUAAUGUAGAAAAAGACCAAAAACAUUUGACACCAAUCUUCUCCAUGCUGUAUGACUUGUAUGUCUGGUCUGUAGGCAUAUGUAACUGUAAUGGUGACAUGAUUAGGACUUUAGAAACACUUUCUAUAAGGCUUUAUCUCAAACCCUCUAGGAUUGUCGUCUUGAUUUGAUUGUAUGUCGGGGGAAAGUUACGUUCCCCUUUGUAACUAUGCAGUACUUGGUCUUAUGCAUCGCUCUGUAUGUGUGGACCAAACAGCUUAGACUUCUGCUGUAGUCUGUAGAUUAAAGAAAUCGUCAAGGAGCUUGAAGCUGUUUGGUGUAGUGCAGAGUUUCUUUUAUCUGCCGGUCUGAGGUGGAUAGAGCAACUUUACCUUUAAAUAGAGCUUGAUCUGAAUAACUGAAUUAAAAAGUAGGCACAAACAAUUUGAUCAUCAAAUUAACCCCAGUUAGAGUAGAUUCACCUUUUGAAAUGUUUAUGAAUAUUUAUAAUAAUGUGUUGUGAGUGUGCGCCAAGUGCACUUGAAGACUUGUACAAUUCUUUUAAGGGUGUAAAUAUACUGUUGAUCCAAUCUGACCCACUGUUACUGUAACCUGAACGAUUGUUGUAAAAUAAAACACUGUUUACUUUGCAAAUAUGUGCAAAAUAUAUAUUUGUUAACUAAAUGAACUUUGAAAUUGUAAAUAAAGCUUCCAUUGUUUCUAAAGGA
Molecule: messenger RNA, 13492 nt
Organism: Plectropomus leopardus (leopard coralgrouper)
Lineage: Eukaryota; Metazoa; Chordata; Actinopteri; Perciformes; Serranidae
Gene: cep350
Product: centrosomal protein 350
Biological process (GO): microtubule anchoring
Cellular component (GO): centrosome
Molecular function (GO): microtubule binding
Source: RefSeq, a predicted model, not a curated record